Messenger RNA from Papaver somniferum (opium poppy), 1407 nucleotides. RefSeq lists its product as uncharacterized. The record is from RefSeq and is a predicted model, not a curated record. Lineage: Eukaryota; Viridiplantae; Streptophyta; Magnoliopsida; Ranunculales; Papaveraceae. Bases 62 to 709 code for a protein of 215 amino acids. The transcript is spliced from 3 exons.
ACGAGAGGAGCUUGCAACAGUAAGCCGGGCAGAGCUUACCGCAGGCUUUAGCACGUCAAAAAUGUCGCGGUGUGGAAAAUCUGUAGCCUCGAGCUCUGUGCGUAAGAAAAAGGAUCUAAGUCGGAAAAUGUUGGAAAAGUUAGUAGAAACGUUUGCCGAUGCAGUUAAGGACAAAAAGAAGUCAAGCAAUGCUGCUGACUUGAUGGAAUUCAAGAAGGUGACGGGUGAUAACAGAAACUUUUGUGGGACGGAGGAGCCUACUGAAGCAGAAAAAUGGUUGAUGGGAAUCGAGAAAGUGUUUGACGUAUUGCAAACUCCGGGUGAGAAGAAGGUUCGACUUGCGACUUACUUGUUUGAGGGAGAUGCCGAGCAUUGGUGGAGAUCUAUGAAGCGUGUGCAUGAUGCGAACAACAUGUGCUGGGAACAAUUUGUGGAGCUAUUUUUUAGUAAGUAUUUCCCGCCAACACCUAAGGCACUGAAAUAUGCUGAAUUUGUUACUUUGAAGCAAGGUAACAUGACGGUUACUCAGUUAGAUAAGAAAUUUUGUGAACUCGAACGUUAUGGAGUUCAUCUCGUCGAAACCGAUGAAUUAAAGGCUCGAAAAUUAGAAGACGCAUUGAAGCCAUGGAUCCGUGCCCAAGUUGUUCCACUACAACACCCCACUUAUGAUAAGGUUUUGGGAGCCGCACUAGCAAUUGAAGCCAACUAGAUAAAAGCACAGAAGGAAAGGGAGGAAAGUCAACCGAAAAAGAAUGACAAGAGCGACUCAUCCCCUCAGCGGAAACGUCCUCGCUUUGAUCCUUCUCGUUCUGGGCCUACCACCAACAAGAACAAAGGAAAGGGUUGCUUUCGAUGUGGAUAUGAUCAUCUUAUCAAAGAUUGUCCCGUUCCACCACCGAUGCCACAAAACGUGAAUCAAACUCAACAACCUACUGUACAGAAAACGAAUUUUUAUACGAGACAACCUUACCAGCCACGUACCAAUGCGCCACCCUUCCAACCCAGACAACCGAACGUUCAAGGAAAGCUAAAUCAUGGGGCAGAGGUUAAGGGCGAAGCAGAAAAUGCCAUUAUAGAGGAGUACGAGAGGAUCUUGCAACAGUAAGCCGGGCAGAGCUUACCGCAUGCUUUAGCACGUCAAAAAUUAGUAUUUUGUUGUUCAUAAUAUGUAUAUCACGGGGAUGGAUCUGGGGUAGUUUUAUGUUGCUUGUGAACCAUGCUUUUGCUAUAUUUUGUUGUAUAUAAAAAUGUGCGUAUCUUGUUUGCUGGAUAGUUUUAUGUCGGUGUUAACUAAUAUGCAUUUUGUCGCAUUUGCUUCAUAUGUAUCUAGAACUGUACUGUCAGGUCUCUCUUCUGUCUAAACUCAAUGUAAAACAUAAUUCACCUUAAAUGUGUUUGAUUACCAUA